Nymphaea colorata (pocket water lily) is the source of this 1304-nucleotide messenger RNA. RefSeq names its product wall-associated receptor kinase 5-like. Lineage: Eukaryota; Viridiplantae; Streptophyta; Magnoliopsida; Nymphaeales; Nymphaeaceae. Gene Ontology annotation, molecular function: polysaccharide binding. The transcript has 2 exons. The record is from RefSeq and is a predicted model, not a curated record. Bases 182 to 1135 code for a protein of 317 amino acids.
GGCCUGAAAGCUUCCACAUCAUAGAAGAGGGCCAUUCUCCAUUGCCCAAUUAUAAUGAUACAAAUGACUAUUCAAACCUACCAAUCAUGCAUUGCUUAGUUUUAUACAAAAAAGACUUCUAACAAAGCAAAGGCCUGAGCAGAAAAGCUGCCCAACACCUGCAAAGAAGAGAGCAGUGAGGAUGACUUUUCUGUCCUCCUCCGUCUUCAACCUCACUCUCUUCUUCUUCUCAUUCUUUAUUGCAGGUCCCCUUCCGGUCCUCUCUCAAGCUUGCAAGAGCUCCUGCGGCGACCUUCCAAUCCGCUACCCCUUCGGCACGGGCCCCGGCUGCGGCGAUCCCCGCUUCCAAAACUUCGUCACAUGCAAAUGCGACAGCCCCCAAGGCCGGGAACGGCUUGUUCUCACGGCGGCCUCCGGCAGCUACACCAUCCAGUGGAUAGACUACGGCAACCAUAUAAUAUAUAUUCAAGACCCAACCAUCUCCACCUGCUCCUGCAUGCAGCCGAGCAGAGGGUUCGCUCUAGACUGGAGCGCGCCGUUCAGCUUCCCGGAAAACACUGUAUUCGCGCUCCUCGGCUGCUCCGUCACCGCCUCCCCGGUCUUCAACAACUCCUUCAACAACAAUUUCAAGAAGAACAAUGCCCCGCUCUGCGACGUGAGUGGCGGGCCGAUCUGCAGCCAGAUCUACGCUUGCCCGGCGGUCGUCGGGCUGAACCUCCCGCUCUAUUCUCCGGCGUCCUCCUGCUGCGUGUACUCGCCGGUCGAUCUGGGGCCCUCCUUUGACAUGGACCUCAAGAAGUUGCAGUGUGAAUCUUAUACGGCCGUCAUCGACUUCGAUUACCGGCAACUCGAUGCCGCCAAGUGGAAGUAUGGGAUUGCAUUGAAGUAUCGUUUCAGCGUGAACAACGUCUACCCGCUUUCUUGCCUGCAGUGUGAGAACAGCAAUGGCGUUUGUGGGUAUGUGGGGAGCUACAAUUCCUUCGCCUGCAACUGCCCCUUUGGCGUCACCACCUCCACCGAUUGUUCCUUCCAGGAAUCGUUUUGGAGCCAUGGAGUCAAGAGCAAUAAUAUUCCACGCGUCUUCACAGGCUUCAUUAUGUAUCUUGUUCUGGAACUGGUGAUUCUUCUCAAUUGAAAGCCAAGCAGGACACAAGCGCCAGUGUGAAUCACCAUUAAAGCUUUUAUGUAUAAGUUUAUAAAUCCACUUGUUGAUUGUUAACUUUUUAAUUUCUUUCUUCUUUUUUAUUCCUCUUUUCUAAGAGCCAAUCACUGUUGUAUAACAAUCAAAAGUUUAUAAGAUAAGA